AUGGCUCAACCAGAAAAACAUAAUGAUAACCUCCUCGAACAAGAACAGUAUUAUACAAAUGGUGACAAUAUAUCAUCAUUGAUCGAACAAAUAUACGAACAACUAAUUCGUAUGCGUCAAGAUGAUCUUGAAUUGACAGAACAAUUAACAUCUCUUUACGAUGGCCUAUGUCAUCUUCGGCAAACACUUACGAUACCUCCAACAACCUCCAAUAGAGAUAUUUCUACCAUACCAAUUCAUAUCGAUUCUCCAACAUCAACUUACCAUCAUCCAAAACAACGUUCAGACAGUGAACCAAAUAUCUUAACGACUCGCUUACGUCUAAUAACAAUAAUAGAUGACUUACAAUAA
Rotaria socialis is the source of this 351-nucleotide messenger RNA. The record is from the annotation of a GenBank genome assembly. Lineage: Eukaryota; Metazoa; Rotifera; Eurotatoria; Philodinida; Philodinidae.